This is a messenger RNA of Neurospora crassa OR74A, 1918 nucleotides long. RefSeq lists its product as hypothetical. Bases 1124 to 1450 code for a protein of 108 amino acids. NCBI's taxonomy places the organism in Eukaryota, Fungi, Ascomycota, Sordariomycetes, Sordariales, Sordariaceae. The record is from RefSeq and is a predicted model, not a curated record. The transcript has a single exon.
GUUCUGCGACAACUCAUGUGUCGGAUGUUCAGCCAAUUGGAUACAUGCCCGGGUUUUGCGACGAAGUUGGGAAGGGGGGCUCUUCCGGGUUUUGAGUGACACACAAACUUGACGGUUCGUCUUCCAUUUACUUUGUAAGUAUGUCCCAGGUUGAGACGCUGGGAGGGAGACCUUGCUUCUUAGAACUUUUGGGUUUUGAGCCAGGAGGAAAUCGGGAAGCGAAGGGGUCACGGUCUUUCGGGGAUCCGAGUCAUCCUUGUGUUCUGGUUACCCUGAGACCUUCUUCCACUUGACUUUUCACUUUUGUUACCAUCGAUACUAUUCUUUGACUUUGAAAGUGCGCGGGUGCUUCACUUCACUUCUUCUGUUUCGUCCGUUUGGCUUUUCGGUCUUUUCUUUUUCUUGUGUUUUACUACAUUGCUGGGCAAUUAUCUACCUACCUACCUACCUACCUACUUACUACACUACGUUCUUUCUUCGAUCAUUGUCGUCGUCGGUCGGUCGAUAACAUUAGGUUCAAGUCGCUGGUUCGAAUACGUACACCGAAACCUAUCUACCCGAUUGACUGUCCCUUCGUUUUCUCUUGGGGGUCGAUCCAGUUCAAUAUAGUUCGGUUCGCAGUUCACGGCACAGUUCAAAUCUGGAAGUCCUCUCGGCCAUUCAUUCAUUCAGUUCAUCGCAACCGCUUCGCUUCUGCUCGCCUUCCAAAAGAAAGAGAGAAAAAAACAUUUACAUCGGCACGGAAACGACCCGAGGACGGCUCCGUCUUUCAACAUCAAGGGAUCCGAGAGAUCAUCAUCAGCCCAUCCAUCUAUCCAUCCAUCCAUCCAUUUUGGGGGCUUUCUUGCCGUCCAGACCAGACCAGACCAGUCCAGAAGACGAACUCAACUCAACUCAACUCAACUCAACUCGACUUGUCCUGUGGAUAUUUGCUUAUCCCGUCAUACCGAGUUGUCAACAAUACGUCAAUUCCCCCCCCAAGUCCGGCUCUCACAAAACCCAAUCAACACAACCCAAUUCAUCCUCUGAUCUCAUCUCAUCUCAUCUCAUCUCAUCUCAUCUCAUCUCCAUCUCAUCUCCAUCUUCCCCCUCUUGAAAAAAAAAAAGCAAAAGAGUGCAAAAAAUGGGCCAAAACCUCUCCCUCUCCGAACCCUUCGCCGACACCUCGGGCGUCGUGCUCUCCCCGCAAGACCGCCACGCCGACAUCAUCGUCGGCAUCACCUGGGCCUGCUCCAUCUACGGCAUGGGCAUCAUUUUCUGCGCCGUCCGGCUGUUGGAGCGGUGGUCCGGCGAACAUGGGGAGCGGGGCGUCGGUUUUGCGGGGGUGGUGGGUGCUUUUCUGUGCGGGAGUGCGUGGCCUUUGGUCUUGGUUUACUUGAUGGUUACGGAGAAGGAGCCGGUGGAAAGAAAAGUGCAGGGGUAUGGGGUUCCUGUUUUGGGAAAGGUUUAGGUUUAGGUUUUUGUAGGUUUUUGUGAGGGUGUGAGGGGGGUCGUGAAGAUGGGAAGAAGGAUGGAAGGACAGGCGGGCGGGCGGGAGAUGGAAGGCGGGCGCUUUGGAUGGGAGUGUGUGUGCAUGGCGAAAGAGAGGAGAGGAUGAUGGAAAGGACUGGAUCUGGUGGGAUGAAGUAGCGAUGGGAAGGGUGCUUUUUCUUUUCUAUAGAAGAGCUGUGAAAGGAUGAAUGAUGAGCGAGGAGUUGGUCGAUGUUCGUGCGUUAUGAGAAUUGUGACUGUAUUCCUGUUAGCGCACAACCGUCUAUAGCACGUCAUAGCGACGCAUUGGGGUGCUUGCCAUUAACAGAAUCCUGAAAGUGAUACUUUGGCUGGGAACGACAAAAGAACUUGGGUUUCGGAGUAUGUUUGGACAUAAAAUCAUAACUCUCGGCAUUCAAAAGGUAAUCCAACAUUGACUAAAAUGAAG